This is a messenger RNA of Sinocyclocheilus anshuiensis, 481 nucleotides long. Its product is annotated as phosphatase and actin regulator 1-like. The transcript is spliced from 5 exons. The record is from RefSeq and is a predicted model, not a curated record. Gene Ontology annotation, biological process: stress fiber assembly; cell motility. Gene Ontology annotation, molecular function: actin binding. Bases 34 to 420 code for a protein of 128 amino acids. NCBI's taxonomy places the organism in Eukaryota, Metazoa, Chordata, Actinopteri, Cypriniformes, Cyprinidae.
GAGCAGUGUAGGUCAUGAAAGAAUGGUUUGUAAAUGUUGUACAUUUGUAAAUUGUGUGUUUUAAACAGGAGACUGAGCCAGAGACCCACGGCUGAAGAGCUGGAGCAGAGGAACAUCCUCAAACCUUGUAAUGAGGAGGAGCAGAUGGAGGAGAAGAGAGAGAUCAGACGCCGGCUCUCAUGCAAGCUGAGUCAGAGGCCCACAGUGGAGGAUCUGCGUCGAGCCAGGAUCCUGAUCCGCUUCUGUGAUUACGUGGAGGUGUCGGACGCUCAGGACUACGACAGACGCACAGACAAACCCUGGAUGAGACUCACGGCGGCCGACAAGGCUGCCAUCAGGAAAGAGCUGAAUGAUUUCAAGAACAAUGAGAUGGAGGUGCACGAGUCCAGCCGUCAUCUGACCAGGUUUCACCGGCCGUGAGACGUCUGAGCUGCUUCUGCAGAGCUUCCUCAGAUCCGCCGGCGUGGCACUAUUGCACUGC